Molecule: messenger RNA, 3160 nt
Organism: Exaiptasia diaphana
Lineage: Eukaryota; Metazoa; Cnidaria; Anthozoa; Actiniaria; Aiptasiidae
Exons: 3
Coding region: 178-2463 (761 amino acids)
Source: RefSeq, a predicted model, not a curated record
UGCUUUGACAAAGACACAUGAUCUGUUGAUGACUUCGYUUGUUAGCUUGUCUCAAAACAACGGUCUGUCUUGUCCAAUGACUCCCUCUCUCUUGUGUUGUUGAAUGAAAUGCAGCGAAACAGAUCAGAGAGAGUCUCAGCACUUUAGCUGGCUGGACAAGCCUUUGCGUGCAUAUGGAUGAAUAAAUCGCUGAAAUACCUGCAUCAAUGGCGAGACACUGACAGAAAGUCGUACGUCUCACUCGCUAAAACGCACUUGGAAUUCCUGAGUGAGGUCACUAAGUAUCCAUCGCUCGUGAACGGCUGUCAUCUACGUAACGCGAUACGACGUUAUGAACUAUUUUGGCUACCACUAUGUAAGAGAUAUGGUACAAUGUCGAGCGAGGACUGGGCUGCACCUCUGGAUAUUGCAUGGGUGUGGUACUUACAUAUGGUUACUCCUGCAAGUUACAUCGAUGACUGUAUCAAUCUGAUCGGCAACGCUCCAAGCCAUGCGUUAAAGUCAGGAAUAUUGAGAGACAAAGCUUUGUUGCUUACUAAAGAUCUUUGGGACAAAGCUUAUGUCUCGACGAAAGAACCUUUUUCUGUUGAUUUGAACGUACCAUGUGUGUGUUCCUAUGACAACCAAAAACUGCCUCAUGACUUCAAUCACUUAUCACGCAAACAGCGUAACUUCUGUUAUCAAGUAUCGCUGCCGCAUUAUAGUGAUGACACAUUUCUCGAUUCUGCUACCGAGCGUUACGUCACGCAUUUAGAUCUUCAGAGGAAAAACUCUUCGCUUUUUCUGUCAGUACCAGUCGAUGUACAGCUGGUUAUGCAGACACAUCAGUUGAAUCCUAUCUUUUACCAGUAUCAGAUAGGUGUAAUUCUAGGGAAGGUCGUGAAUUAUGAAUACGAUUUCCUAUUGGACUGUAAAUCAAACAUCGAUAAACGAUAUCAGGCUGAAACAAUCACAAAACAACUGUGGGAGAAAGCCGGCCAGAAUUAUGCCAAACCUGGUACUAUCCAUCGUGGAGAUAUUCCAAUUUUUGUUGAAAAGCUAAAGCUGAAGAAUUACGUCGUUCCAGUUGACUACGAAGUAUCUGUUACGAAGAUCGAGCUUAUACCGCUACAAUACUACGAUAACUACGCUUUAAUGUUUAAGGUUACCGAAGGAAGCGAGAUUUCGAAGACCAAAAUCAAAAUAGAGCAAUGCUUUGCUUCCAAACAACGGCAUCGACCCCAAUUGAGAAACCAUGAGAACGGAAUUGAAUACGUUCCGCUUGAAGAUUUCUCUGGAGGUAAAUCUAAAGGUUCUAAUUCUCAGAAGUAUUCUUUACKAGAUGAGGAGUCGGAUCAGGAUCAAUGUAGKGAGGAUGUUCUUGUCAUUGGUGAUGGUACCCAUGCUCUCAUGAGAUACAAAACGAACGCUGCACUGUCAACGAAAGUUGAGAUAUCUCUCCUUGAAGUCGAUAAAAACAGAUUAACGUCAGCAAAGUCUUGCAUAGGACGGUGUGAUUUAGAUGUGUUUCACUUUGUGGAAUCGGGUGACAAGUUUUACAACAAGGGAACAAAGCAAAGAGUUUGUUUACCUUUAGAAUUGCCAAGCGAUUGCCCUUCCGUCCGCUUGACCCUAGUGUUAGCGCCUAUGAGGAGUGGUCAUCAUGUGUUCCAAAUAAGCACAGAGGAGUAUGGGCUUGCAAAGUUUGUGCAUAUUGGAAGUGCACUUUCAUACCCUUCACUGAUGUUGCCUUUGUGUAAGCUCACAGCAAGUGACGCAGCCGCUGAGGUAAUGACCUACCCGAUAAAGGAUUGCAGGGGAAAAGAAACCUUCUCUUGCCGGGUAGUCCGGUCGACGUCGGACUUACUCUACGCCAUAGAGAUUAUCGAUAAAGAGGGAGCAACAAUAGCGACGAGUCAUCUCCUGUCAAACGACACUUUACCUCUUAAAAGCGAGCUGUUUUCCAGCCAGCAUAAACCCGUCUUCGUUGACGACGAACUCCAGUAUGCCAUGAUUAUAAGAGGACAGGAAGACUGGGGCGUGUGCUACGGUCAAAAGUUUCAACUGUCUCAAUCGGUGCCGUUUUUUGGCCUGAAGUUGUUUCUAUUUCACGAGAAUGCCAACGAGUUCUGCUAUGUGCGCAAGUACAAAGGAUCGCUUUACAUGUUCACUCUUAGCGCUACAGAAAAGAGAGAAAACGAUGCACACAUCUACCUUCACUUAGCCGAGGGGAAAGUCGUCAUUACCGGGAACCUUAAAGAAAUCCCAGAAAUCUUGGCAUUUCUAAUGUCUGCCCUUGUCUUGCGAUAUAUUUUUUGCGAGAAGGAAGCAGACUCCUGGACUCUAAUUGACACAAAUGGUGUGGAUUUAUUAAGCAUAUUUCAAGGCGGAGAUGAUGUGGGACUUUUAUGGGAUGGUAUUUAUAAAGGUGAUGAAGCGAGUAUUGCAGCAUAUCGCGCGGUGGUUUCCAAAGUUGAGUGUUAAAUUUUCAAAGUAAUCAAGAAAUAAAAAGCACAAGUUAGGUAACACCUAAUAGUGUAUCUAGAAAAUCAACACUAUUUCGAGGAUAAUCAGCUAAGGUUAUGGUAAUUCAGUAAGUUUUUGCAGUUCGUGAUCAGUUGGAUAUUUUUGUUGAUUCAUUAUAAUUCAUAAUGAUUCAUCCGCGUUGCCACUAUUCUUCGUUUUCAAGUUACGUCACAGCGGUUAUUCUUAACUGAUUAGCAAAAAAGCCAUGGCUCCUUUCGGUCGUGCAAUCUCCGUUUGAAAUAGGUAUCAAUUUGAACACACUUUUAAUAGCCAAUUACAGCACGCGUCUUAUUCAUCGCGUCUUAUAAAUCGAUUUGAAUCGAUAUUCUUGUCAAAAGUUGAGCAGAAUCGUGGCAACAAACGUUCGCAUUUCAGCUUAAUUUCAUUGUAAAUUGUAAGUAUUUCUUAAUUGUACGUUACGUUUUGUAUUUCCAUGGCGUAACUUUUACUGAACUUGAAAGUUUUGAAUUGAGAUCUUUUUACACAUUUUACACGCCACUUUUUUUAAGUAUAAAGUUGUGUGACACUGUAAUACUGAUUUCAUUACUCAGUGGCGGCGCACAACGUAACAAAGUAGGAUAGCUAACUCAAUACAUUGUCAAUAUUUAAUGGAUAGAUUUAAGGCUGCGGAAAAAUGAAAUUUCUUUCAAAUGAA